AUUGUGCAACCACAAACGAAGACCAAUUGCUUGAUUUUCUGCAUCCUCUCAAGUCGCACAACGUGAACUCCUCGCUGCUUUCAAUAUGCCCACAAAUGCUUUCCGCGCUCCCACCCAGCUUCGUCUACCACCUGCAGCCAACGUCCCUGAACUGGGCCAUAGCUAUCAAUACUAAAUUCAUUGAGGAGGGCGCAUACGCACAGUUUCUACUAGCAAUAGCAUAGCACUGCAAGCAUACGUAGUAUGGCGGACAACGGCGAAGUUUCUCAAGAUGACCAGUCGCGACCUCGACAUCACAGUCCUCAGCCAGGUAUCUCGGAUGUGCGUCGUGAGGGUGUGAAAGAUUCAUCCAGUGGUCAGCCUGUUGAAAGCCCACGCGCACACCGCCGUCCUUCGCGCACCCAUUCAGUCACCCAAGAUUCCGCACGGUCCAUAUCCCCAUACGAAGACACGGAUAAGGGACGUGUCAAGAGAAGCAAGCAAGAUCGAAACAUGUCGAAGAAGAUUACCCGAAGUGACUCUGUCCAAGACUAUACGUCAUCGGUAUCACAGUCCGGGGAGCUGAACUGGGAAGAAGACGCCGAUGCUUUCAUCCCAAAACUCGGUCAAAUCCUGGAGGAUAGAGAGAAUAGGCCGUCGAAGAAUCGUGCCAGUUCUACAGUCAGUUCCACGGUCAGCUCUUCAGUGGAUCCUCGUGUUCGUCGCCGUCGUCGAACUGAAGACAGCGAUCUGGGUCAUUCACGAGUCCGAGAGAAGCACAGCUCAUCACGGCGGCGCCAUGAGAGUCUGGCUAGCCAGCCGAAUUCCUCUCUAGGCUUGAAUCUCUCUGGAUUAACACAGCAGCCUAACACGUCUAAUGAAAGUAACUCCACUAUCACGCAGCAGUACUAUCAUGGCCAGGGCUAUCACAUCGAGCCCUACGAAAAAGAGAGACUGUCUAUGCCUGCGAGUGCGAAUAGCCCGACAGUGAGUGAGAUGGAGCCUGCACAAUCUAACGUAUUUCAAUACAUGACCAACGACCCUAUGCCUGAGCAAUUUGUGGGUGGAGUUCCUCACGGCGUUCGACCUACUGCUUCGUCCUCGUCUUCAUUCGAAGCUUCUCACACUCAGGAUGGCUCGUCUUCUAACGCGGAGGAAAACCAGCAUUCGAACAUUUCACCAGCAACCUCGCCAGCUUUGACACGAAGAUCCAACAGUGAUGUAUCACACCGUCGUCGCCGUCGUCAGCAUCCACGUGAUCCUAAAGUGCCUCUCUAUGCAAGUAGCUUCGUUCAUGGCCAUGGUAGUCAAGGGGGUGAUUCGGAAAAUGUUGAGAACGAGGAAAGUAAUGAGGAGGGCAGUACGGAAGAACACAAUGCGAAUUCCUACCCUGUCGAUACCCAUUACGCGCACCCUGCCGCGAGGAACGCUCAUCCCAGAGUUUCUUCAUCCUCUUCUGGAAAUAGUGAUCUGCACUCCAGACGUCUUCGACAGCAAGAGCGAGAGCUUGCUAGCCACAUUCUCCAGAACCCUCAACCUCAAACAGAUGUUCACCUCGGUGACGCGUCCUCUCCAAACCCAUACCCUUCGAUACCUUACUACGAACCGUACUCUCCGGCAGGUGCACCGCCACCAAACCUAUAUGCUACAGGGCAGAUGUGGUCUCCUAUGCCGCCUAUGCCGCCUCCGCUACAGAUUGCAUACACACCGCAGUCUCCGGAAACCACAUAUGGUGUACCAAUGGCUCUGCAGCAUCACAUGGUUGCUCCCGAUGCCUUGGUCUCACAAGGCACCCCUGUAUACCCACCAAACUAUCUGCCAUAUACUCCAGAACCGGAUUUGACCAAGACCACGGUAGUGGGAUACGAGCUUCUCGCUGACAAGUUGAAUAAAUCUUCCAAAAGCAAUGGUCAUCUCCCACGAGUGGGGCAUAUCGCACCUUUGUACCGCAAAUUCGGAAACUUGAAUCAUCGGGUUCUGCUUCAUCUACAAGACGAGAUCAGUGAAUUGGAAGAAGAGCUUCGCUAUCUCGACGAGUCUAUCGCCCAGACCUCAUCCAGGGAUGAAGCAGGACAUAUCCACCCUGCCUCGAGGCGAGGUGACGCCCGCAAUGGUAGCGAGUUGUCUUGUAAAAGAACGGAGCUGCUCGGCCGCAUUUUCCAAAAGAUAGGACAAUACAAUAAAGCACUAUCUUCGUUUAGCAACGUGAUAAACAACUUGGAGCCUGCUAGCACGGAAGACAUCCGUUCUUAUCGCAAAUGGAUGGAAAAGCGUGCGCCAAUCGACCAUGCAGAGUCCCGCUUCCUUGAGCGCAAGGAUGACCUCGUUAAGGUUUCGCGAACAAAGCCUGCAAACGCCAGAGAUGAGCAACCACAUUCCGCAGUAGUCUGGCUUCCGCUAGUUCUUGUGCUUCCUCUCAUGGCGUUCGCGAUGGUGCCCAACCUGCUUGGACGACUCUUCGUUCUUCUGCUUAUCGGCGCCACUGAGAUCAUGUUGGUCACGUCGACACCUGGGCUGAUGAACUUCAUGACCGUCCAGGAAUGGACCGGUAUUGCCUCCAUCUAUUUCGGAGUAAUGGCGCUGCUCGCCGCCCUUACGCACUGACUCUGACUCGGGAACUGUGGACGGGCCAUGUCUGGCGCCACGAGAUCGACGCGCAUAGACAGGUGUUGAGCCAGGCACACCCGUCUUGCCCGACGGCGUCCUUGGAUUGCGGAG
This is a messenger RNA of Dothidotthia symphoricarpi CBS 119687, 2697 nucleotides long. RefSeq lists its product as uncharacterized. The transcript is spliced from 4 exons. The record is from RefSeq and is a predicted model, not a curated record. NCBI's taxonomy places the organism in Eukaryota, Fungi, Ascomycota, Dothideomycetes, Pleosporales, Dothidotthiaceae. The coding region runs from base 244 to 2583 and encodes 779 amino acids.